Molecule: messenger RNA, 1568 nt
Organism: Triticum aestivum (bread wheat)
Lineage: Eukaryota; Viridiplantae; Streptophyta; Magnoliopsida; Poales; Poaceae
Product: putative HVA22-like protein g
Exons: 7
Coding region: 296-1162 (288 amino acids)
Source: RefSeq, a predicted model, not a curated record
UAGGCCCCACCGUGAGCGUGGGACGCUAUGUAGCGGUUUCUGACGGUGAUUUCCUCGCCCCUUUUCCAUCCCCAAACCCAAAGGCAAACCCCUCUUUUGAAUUCCCUCCCCCUCUCCCCUCGGCCGCCUCGCCGCCGACCCGGCCCGGGACGGAGGCCCCCUCCCUCCCGGAACCUCCUGGAAGCUUCCGCGGCUCCCUCCCCUGCUCCGGCAACAGCCCGCGUCGUCGCCGCCGCCGAGGGCCAGCACCUCGCGCUGCCGGCCCGUUGCUUGCAGCGGGAGGAAAGGGGUCAAGAUGGUUGUCGGAUCAUUCAUCACCAGAGCUUUAAUACUUGUUCUUGGAUAUGCAUAUCCAGCUUAUGAUUGUUACAAGACAGUGGAGCUGAAUAGGCCUGAGAUUGAGCAGUUGCGGUUCUGGUGUCAGUACUGGAUUUUACUUGCAAUGCUUACUGUUUUCGAGAGAGUUGGGGAUAAUUUCAUAUCAUGGUUGCCAAUGUAUAGUGAAGCAAAGCUGGCUUUUAUUGUGUAUUUGUGGUAUCCUAAGACACAGGGGACUUCAUAUGUCUAUGAGUCGUUCUUCAAGCCUUAUAUCGCAAAACACGAAUCUGAGAUUGAUCGCAAUCUUCUUGAGUUGAGGACAAGGGCUAGUGAUAUUGCUGUUACUUACUUCCACAAGGUUGCAGACUACAGCCAGUCAAGGUUCCAUGAAAUCUUGCAAUAUAUUGCUUCUCAAUCACAAGGAUCUCGUUCUCAGGCACAGCAACAGCAGCAGCGUCCACCACCUCCACGGACUCGGAUGGCGAAUCCUGCACCACCACCUGUUCCCGCACCAACGGCACCACCGAUGCCGCCACAGGCCGCCCAAGUUCCUCCUACUCCACCAAGGAUGCAGGUGCAAGAUAAAGGCCCAGUUCCAGUUGCCCCUCCUGGCGCAGUGCCUCCUGUGCAGCAACAAACACCUUCCUGUCCUGGCCCUGUCGCCGGCAACAGCCCCCCAAAGAGUGAAGACAUGCUGGUUGAUCAAUCUGGGCCUUCGACAAGCAACGUGCCACCCCGCCCAACAAUGCCUGAAGACGAGGAGACGCUCAUCCAGGAGGCUAUUCGGUUGACUCGGGGCCGGCUCAGGAGGCGCAUGGGUGGAUCUGGACCUCCAUCCAACUAGCUCUUCUCGCACUUACGACGAUGGCAGGGGAAAUGCUGGGUUGGUCCAUCAGGCAUGGCUGAAUUUCCUCGCACAGUUGCAAGCUCACGUCCACCUUGUAAAACGAUGAAUCCUGGUUCCUGUUGUUUCACAGCCCAGAUUGUGUAUAUAAACCCACCCCAUGCCAGGGGUAAAAACGCUGGGAUGCCAGUGGACCACCAGUUUAGCUAGGCGGUAGCAGAAGAUGGUGGUUAAGAUGCUCGGUGAAAUCGGUUCCAACUUAGUUCUGUCGAAAUUCGUUGGUGGUGACUUCGUCUGUAUUGGAAAGUGGUUCAAAGGUGAAGUGAAAUAAUCUUAGGCUGUACCGGGAAGAUAGAACCUUCGCCCGCCUCGCAUUAGCACGUUCUGUUGCUGCUACAUUUAUUUA